GUUCUAAUCUAAAACUCAAUUUUUGCUUUGGACAGAGGUCCUAGCUCCACUGAUUGUUGGAACCCAAAAGCAAUUCAACUUCUCUCACAUAACUGCUGGUUCAACAGCUAUGGGAAAGAAUGUGCUUCCUCGUGUAGCUGCACUUUUGGAUGUUGCACCUCUGCAGGAUGUCAUAGAGAUUCAGUCAGAGGAUACAUUUGUCAGGACAAUUUAUGCAGGCAAUGCUGUUAUGACUUGUAAAUGUAAUGAUAACAUAAAGAUAUUCACUGUCAGAGGGACGGCUUUUGAGGCUGCAAAGACAUCUGGUGGUGGAGCUGCCAGUGAAAAUGCACCAGCAGCAGAAACCGGUAAUGAUCU
Messenger RNA from Orbicella faveolata, 357 nucleotides. RefSeq names its product electron transfer flavoprotein subunit alpha, mitochondrial-like. The record is from RefSeq and is a predicted model, not a curated record. NCBI's taxonomy places the organism in Eukaryota, Metazoa, Cnidaria, Anthozoa, Scleractinia, Merulinidae. Gene Ontology annotation, cellular component: mitochondrion. Gene Ontology annotation, biological process: fatty acid beta-oxidation using acyl-CoA dehydrogenase. Gene Ontology annotation, molecular function: electron transfer activity; flavin adenine dinucleotide binding.